Messenger RNA from Notolabrus celidotus (New Zealand spotty), 5191 nucleotides. It is a transcript of the gene ppp1r3f, whose product is annotated as protein phosphatase 1 regulatory subunit 3A. Gene Ontology annotation, molecular function: protein phosphatase 1 binding; glycogen binding. Gene Ontology annotation, biological process: regulation of glycogen biosynthetic process. Lineage: Eukaryota; Metazoa; Chordata; Actinopteri; Labriformes; Labridae. The transcript is spliced from 4 exons. Gene Ontology annotation, cellular component: protein phosphatase type 1 complex. The record is from RefSeq and is a predicted model, not a curated record. The coding region runs from base 429 to 2369 and encodes 646 amino acids.
UUACUUGAACAUGCCAUUUCCAGAAGUGGGCGUUAAGCCAGCCCGAACCAAACGGAGCAAGGGGGGGAGUCGCAGGAUUAUACCAACCUAAAAGUCAAAUUCAGAGCAUGGAAAGCCCGGUAGGUCAGGGCUAAAAUUAGCGUCUGCUCCUCAUGCCAUUGCAGCCAAACUGCGAUGCUUAAAGUCAUGUAAACCAAGGGGAUACACUAUCACAAGGGGCUGGCAGUAAAGUCGUGUUUUCCAUGGGUGACAUUUAACGCCACACGUUGACUGGAGAGGCUCUGUGCGUAACGCAGGAACAGCGCUGGAUCUACAGUGGCUGCUGCUGCUGCUGCGCAAAACAUGAGUAUUUGGUAGUUUUUUUUAAAAAAAGACGCCAUAUGUGUUCAGCGCACAGCUUCCAUAUGUGAACACCUGGCUGUGCAAACAUGUCUUUUUUAACCAUACCGAACCAAGAGGGGCUUUUCACCGCGAUUAAAACGGGCAGCUCGGCAGAGGAGGCAGAAAGUAGGUCCCACGGAGACAACAUAGACAGUAAGGAUGAUGAUGAUGAAGACGAUGAAGCAGAGAAUGUCCGUCUCAUCCCAAGAUGCUCCCCGGUGCCCAGGAAGCGCGGUGCGUCCAUCCACGACGAGACAGCCGAGUACAUGCGCAUCCACUCGACGCUGUCUGCCGGGAAGAAAGUGUCAUUCGCGGACACAACAGGUGGGGAUCUAGUGGAUGUGAAGGAAUUCGUUGCCUUUGAUUCGGAUGACGAAGAUGAGAGUGCAAGGUGGGAGCAAGAGGAGGCAAAGUACCGAAAGCCAGGGAGAGAACCGACCUAUCGUGUGCUGCCAGAGUUCACCGCGCCAGCCAGGAGCGCCCUGCUGCAGGCUGUGCUGUCUCAUAAAGUGGAGGUUGAGCAGAUGUCUCAGGUUGAGGAUGAGCCACUUGCCUUCAGUGGGGUUAUAAGAGUCCUGAACGUCUCCUUCAAUAAAGCAGUUUACAUCAGAUCAACCAUGGACAACUGGGCUUCUUACUAUGAUCACCCAGCAGAGUAUGUCCAGGGAUCCAAUGAUGGAGACACUGACCAGUUCUCCUUUAAGCUGUCCUUUGCACCACCUUACAUCACACAUGGCUCUCGCAUUGAGUUUGUUGUUCGCUAUGAAACCUCUGAAGGUGAUUUUUGGGCUAAUAACUCCCAUAUGAAUUAUGUGGUGACACUGCUCCUGUCUUAUGAAGAGGAAGCAGCUCAUGUAAGCAGAGACAUGGAACACGUGAGGGGUAUCCUGAAACCUCCAAGACCUUACAGUACGGAAGAUUUCUAUGAUGACGAUGAUGUCUUUGAUACAGGAGAUGAGCAGGAAAAGAAAGAAGCACAAGAAGAAGUAACCUCCAAGUCUGAUGACCGCCAAUAUGCACCUGUCUGCAAAGUCACCGUACAGCCGGAGAUGGACAUUGAGAUUGGAGUUCACCCAUCUUGUCCCUCUGGCCCACUCGACGAGGAGCUUCCAUCUGCUGAUGGCAUACUGUCCGCUCACACUGUAUCCCCAGGUGAACAAUUCCCCUGUACGUCUUCCGAAACCACACUUCAAACUAAUUCAUCCUUUGUAUCCUGUGCCAGUGUAUCAGUCCGGCCACAUAAGUCGCAGCCUUUACCCAGACUCUACUGUGAAUUAGGCAAAAAAGAGUCAGAACGACAAAGUAGUCCCUCUGCUCUGCUGCCUUCUCUGCAACAAGAGUCAGGGCUGAGAUCAGACAGUUCCCAGGGUGGGGAAAAGGAAAUCCCUCCCUCAGAGGCGUCAUGUGAGCCUCUUCCUACUACAGAGACAGAUCUGAGGCAGACAACAGGAGAGAACGGGUCAAACAACAUCCCAGAAAGUUGUCCUUGCCUUGAACUUCUUCCCGUGUGUGUUUAUGGCUUCGAGCAAGAGGUUGCAGAGGGAUUGAGUGAACUUGUUGCAGGAUUAUUAGACGUUUCCAGCAGGUCAGCUAUGCAUCAUGAAGUCAGUACACCUGCAGUUAUCUCUCCUGUGGCAGAGACCCAGGCAUCUCUAGAAGCAGAAGGUGGAGCUUCAACACCACCUGAACUCACAGAAACCCCCUCAGUGAGUACAGGUGUCACUGAGGUGAGCCAAAACUCUGCUCUUGAGCCUGUCUCCACCUGGGAAGAGAAGGAAGAUACAACCCAGAUUUCCCCUGACACACUAUUAGAGGAUCCACCAAAAACACAGUCAGAGGUUUCCAAGCUGCAGACCGAGCGUGACGUCAACAUGAAUCUUAUGCCAUCCAUCGUCUUUAUAAGUGGAGUUGUCUCUCUUUUGAUAGUGUUGCAGGAACCCGGCGCCCUCCUCGUCAUUGGACUAUUUUUGGUCUUGUACCGGUUGUGAAAACGCCACAAAAGUUCACUCACUCAGAGAUCUGUGCUCAACUUAAGUGCCUUUUCAUGAUUCCAAAAUAAGCAUAAGUUAGAAAAAAGAGUUCCUAUUGAAGCUGUGUACCAGUGUGUGAGUUUUCAUCAAAUAAUAGAUAUUGAAUACAAUUUAAGAGCAUUUUAGAGCAAAGUCCAAAGCACAGAGAAAGUCAUUAUCAAAAUAAUUUAAUGCAUUUAGUCAGAAAAGUGUAAACAUGUAGAAGUCAAUGAUUCUCCCAUUUUUAAAACAGCACUGUGAUCACUCCAAUGCUUAAGCAAAGAUAUGUUUUGUACGUGUCUGUAAUGACUUUUCUUGUGUGGAGAUGGUGUUAUAUUCUGAUUUAACCAAUCAGUGCUUACAUGUACUUCUUUUGUUUGUUCAUGUUUUGUAUCGUUGUAAGUCUUGCUAAGUUUUCUCUUGAACCACGCUGCCACAUGUUUCUGUGUUUUGUGUGUCUCUGUGUGUAUAUUGGUGGACAAAAACAUUACCAUGAAGAGACUUAUUACAUAUAUGGAGUUUUGUUUACAACAUGCAAAAGAAAACAUGGCUAUAUCAAGUAUUUCGCCUUAAUGCCUACAACGAAAACCUGAUGAGCUUUCGUAAGCAUAAGGUUGAAAUUGUUCCCAAAUAAGGGACAAAACAAGUGUGUGUGUACGUGUGUGUGUGUGUGUGUGUGUGACAUUUUAAAGUGAUCAUUAAAAAACACCAGCCUUUUACUAUUGCACAAAAAUAAUAUGUACAAUUGACCAUAUUCACACAACAGCCACUUUCCUCUGACAUCAGCACUGGGGAUAAGCUCAAUGCGGUCAUAAUGUCUUAGUGCUAUCAGCUAUGUAUUUUGUAGAAAUGUAGAAAAUCAUAUGAAUCUUUAAAUGUCAUGGCGUUCUAAUUGAUCAGUAACUGAAAAGAUAAUUAACAGUGAAAAUCUGGAAGAAAAUAACCCAUGCCGUUUAAAGUUUGAUAACUAUUAUCUUCUGUCAGAGCAACGCUGAUCUUAGCAUUCAGACAGGUUGUAAUUUGUAUUACUGUCAGCUAAAAAAGGAGUUAAAUGCUAAUAUUAAUUUCUAAAAGUGUACAAAACAAAAAGAUAGACACAAACAAAUUAAACAAGGAAGUAUAUGAUAACCCAUGAGCUACCAUCAGACAGUGUUAGCAUUCAACACUUUAAUUCUGUCAAUAUGGCUAGCUGAGAAAUUGCACCUUUCCUUUCAAAACAAAAAGGUCUUUAACAUUAAGCCAAUUUUAAACUAACAGUGUUAUUAGCAAUAAGGUAGCUCAAUGCUUACAGUACCUACUGAAAGAGUUAUGCAACACAGUAGACAGGGGCACAAACUUAAAACACACACUUUGUGAUACUUAUACACAACCAUUAGACAACAGCAACUUAUCAUUCACCUCUUCAGUUCUUUCAGUAGGCUAGCAGUUAGCAAGAAAUGAUCACCUUCUUUCAUAGAAUUGUAAAUAACCAACAGGUAGGCUAGUGUUAGCCAAAUUCCAGCUAACAAUAACCAAGUUUCAUACAGUACAAGUGAUGUAAACAGACUUUGAAACAAAUGUAUGAUACUUGUAAACUACCAUCAGACAACUGCUAAUAUAAGUAUUUACCUCUUACGUUAACAGGUAGCAAAAUAUGUACUGUAUCAUAUCAAACAAGCACAAGUUGCUAGCGAUUCCCAGCCAACAGUUACAUUAGUUUGGAUGUAGCUGAAUUCUUAUAUUCACUUUGGUGUUAUAACAAAACAACAGGACAGGAGUAAUCAGACUUAAUAACUAAGCGGCAACCUCUGGUCUGAAAAUAAUGAGUCCAAUGCAGAAGCACUAAAAACUGCAGUUCAUCAAGGAUCCGCUUGAGGCUGGCUCAGGAAGUACCGGAAACCACAUACACACCAAUUCAAAAAAGACGAUCUUUACAGCAGGAAUAAACAUGUUUACAGCCUGGUACAAAAUACGAUUGUAGUCUGGAUAGCUCAUUUAUCGAUCGGCGCACACUGUACGGGGGUCGAAUUAUCUAACGCGGCAAUUUUGAAGAUAUUGAGAUUACGAGUCUUCCAAUGAGAGGCACAGCUGACUUGAUUGACAGGCGGGAACACUGUAGCUGUUGGCUAGGAGGCUCAAAGCCCGCCUCUUUACAUCACAAUCGCUCGACAGCAGCAAUAUGGCUGCCGCCGCCGAUUGGCCUCAAAAACAGCGCUUCAGAAACAGAUGGGUGACGUCAUGGAUCCUACGUCCAUAUUUUAUACAGUCUAUGUUAAUAACAGAUAAUAACUGAUACAAGUAAGCUACAACCAUGCAAGAGUUAAUGUUAGCAUUCAACCUCUUCCACUUAUCAAUUACAGUUAGCUAGCUAAUUUACCCCUUUACUUUUGAAUCAUAAGCAACACUCGAAAAGUAGUUUUAACAUUCAGCCUACUUCUAGCUAACUAUGGUAUUAGCUAGGAAGUGGCUCAAUCUGUGUUGCUUUAUUGGCUAUUAAAUAUGUUGUUUUAACUUGAAAUAUAGCUUAACCUAGCUCUUACUAGACUGAAAAUGAUGAAAUGACAACAGUCAGAUUUCCUGAGUUCAGACAUUUUAAAACACAGCAUUUGAGCUUUCCACUCUGUGCACACUGCCAGAGGAAAAUGGCUGCUGUGAUUAUGGUAAAUUGCAAGUCUUCCUGUUGAAUCUUGCUACUAAAACCACACAAUGUUUGAUAUCACUCCUUUGCCAACUUCACAGACAUACUGAGACAUUGAAUGAUGUGUUUGAAGUGAUCAAAGUGUUUGCGGUGUAUUGCCAUUAAAACACAGUCUCAUACCCUG